UAGAGGGCGAGGGAGAGGGAGAGGGAGAGGGAGAGGGAGUGAUCGAUCGUUGGUGUUUUCAGAUAGAUCAAUCAGGGAUUUGGGCUGGGUUUGGCUUGAGGAUUCUUCUUCCUGUCGUGUUUUAUUUUUUCGUCGAGAGGAUGAAGUCUUCGCUGAGACGAUUAAGGGGUCUCGGUUUCCACAAGAAGAGGAGGGAGGAAGGUUUAGUAGCGCAUCAGGACGAGCUCCUCAGAGCCGCCGAGGAUAUUCAUGGCAUUAGGAGCUUCUAUGACAGCUUACUGUCUGCAGCAGCAGUUGCAACAAAUAGUGCAUACGAAUUCUCAGAAGCCCUUGGGGAGUAUGGCACUUGUCUGCUUGAGAAAACUGCGCUUAAUGAUGAUGAAACAAGUGGUAAAGCUUUGUCAAUGCUUGGGAAAGCACAGCUUGAACUUCAAAAAAUUGCUAAUAUCUAUAGGGCCCAUGUUGUCCAGACUAUCACAACUCCAUCAGAAUCUCUUCUCAAGGAACUGCACAUUGUAGAGGAAAUGAAACGUCAAUGUGAUGAUAAAAGAGACAUUUAUAAGUUAAUGUUAACCUCACAAAGAGAAAGUGGAAGGUCAAAAAAUGCAAAAGGUGAAAGUUUCUCCCUACAGCAGUUGCAGGCAGCUCAAAAUGAUUAUGAAGAGGAGGCAACUCUUUUUCUCUUUCGCUUGAAAUCAUUAAAGCAAGGACAAUCUCGGAGUCUCUUGACUCAAGCUGCAAGGCACUAUGCAUCACAGUUGAACUUCUUCCGGAGAGGAGUUAAAUCUCUUGAAGUUCUUGAGUCGUGUGUCAAAGCUAUAGCUGAGAAACAACACAUUGACUAUCAGUUUAGUGGACUGGUGGAUGAUCAAUUGGAAGAAUAUGCUGAUCAUGAAUGCAAUCCUAAUGACAAUGAUGGAGAGUUGAGUUUUGAUUAUGAACAUCACAAUCAACAUCGUGACGUCAGUUCUUUUUCUAGAAACUCAAUUGAGGAAAAUUUAGAGAGAGCUCAAGACAAUUAUCUUGGAAGCAACAAUCCAAGAGUUUCCAGUAUAUCGGCACCUCUUUUCUCCACUAAAGCAAGUAAACCAUCUGAAAGGAUAACUCAGAUCUAUCCUUCAGCAAAGACAGCCUACACAUAUGCUCUACCUACUCCUCUGGAUGUUAGGAGCUCAACCUCAACUAGUUCAGGCAAUUCACUCUAUGGGACUUUGUCAGAAUCUAAAGGUGGUCGGACAACGCAACACUGGCAUUCAUCCCCUUUGCCGCCAAAUAUGAUCGGCAAAGACAGCCAAGAUGUUGAGCUUCCAAGCCCUACCAGUUUUUCUAGAGAGCCUUCAGUGCUCAAAGAGAGCAACAGUAUUAGUAACCCAACCAGAAUGCCAUCUACUAUCAGCAAAGGAGUGUUAUCUAAGUUGAUUCCAAUGAAUGAAUUUGAUUCAAAACUAAGUGAGACACAAACUUUUUCAGUUCCAUUGACUAGCAAACCAUUAUCAAGCAAACAAGCUCUCUUUGCAUCCAAGUCCAUGUCAUCAAUGGAAGUGCUUCCUGAAGUAUUUGCAAAACCCAAAAAUAUUUCAACACCUAAGCUAUCUGUACCACGGAAAGGUUUUCCAAAUGCCUCUUCUCCACUAACAUCACCGAGAAUAAAUGAGCUUCAUGAACUUCCAAGGCCUCCGACUGAUUAUGCAAAACAUAGAUCAUCCACUUCGAUUGGUCAUUCAGCUCCUCUGGUAUCUAGAGGUCAAGAGGUUUGUGCAACAAGCAAACCAACAUCCUUUUUGUCAUACACAGCAGCACCACUGCCCAAACCCCCUGGUGUUAUGGCUCGCAGCUUUUCUAUUCCAUCUACUGUUCAAAAAUCUAAUUCAAAGGUUGCUAAGCCGUUGGAUCUUCCACAUAGUCAAAAGACAAUUACACACACUUCAUCUACUCAUACACCUUUGGUAAAUGAUGAAUUAGCCUGAGCUUCAGUCAGAGUAGUUGCACCUACAAAACUAAAGAGGUGUAAAGGUGGCAGUUCUCUAAGAAAUUCACCAGGAGUUCGUGUUUUUGAUUUCAGAAAAAAUGCCUCACUAAUUGGGGAAAUUUUAGUCCUUUUUAUAUCUCCAGUAUGACCAGGCCUCUCAGGCGAAGCAAGGGACAAAUUUUUCAAUGACUUGUUCUGCUUGAUGUGCUUGCAUUUUUCACCGUGAAGCAAGGGAUGCCAUGUGUCCUUGCAACGAAGACAUGUAGAGUCUCACACCAGGAACUUUGAGCGCCAUUAGAGGCUUGUCAGGCCCAUGCUUGUAGUGUCUUGUACUGCUCAAGUCGAUAGAUGUGUUCCUCACUUUGGUGAUGUACCUAAAGUAGUGGCUAAUCUCGCCGUGCGUGUUUUUGACUAACGCGGUUGAGAAUCUGUUAACAGUUGUCUUCUGGCAACUUCAUGAGUUCAUAUUUGCAACUGCAGUGCUAUGUCAAGGAAAAUGUUGGAUGUUCCUAGUUGUUAAUAUCCUUUUUGUUAAUA
Messenger RNA from Zingiber officinale, 2506 nucleotides. RefSeq lists its product as uncharacterized. Gene Ontology annotation, cellular component: cytoplasm. The coding region runs from base 141 to 1967 and encodes 608 amino acids. The transcript has 13 exons. Lineage: Eukaryota; Viridiplantae; Streptophyta; Magnoliopsida; Zingiberales; Zingiberaceae. The record is from RefSeq and is a predicted model, not a curated record. Gene Ontology annotation, molecular function: protein binding.